CUAAUACAGCACGUAGCACACGAAAUACACAUUCGUAAAGUGUGUUUGGUAGCGUGACUUUGUUGAGAGAAGUUCGUGUCUUUAUUAAGAUGUUCGGUUUUGUGGCGACUUGGUUUGCUGUGUUGUCAGUCCACGUCUUUCUAUCCGCAGCAGACCUAGACGAACCAGCUAUUAGUAUUAGCUGCGAUACAAGUGCCGAAGGACUACAGAAUGACAUCUCAAGUUUUGUGUGCCCGCGGGACUGUGUGUCAUCUUCCACCGCAGACGUCUGGGGCACAGGGAUAUACAGAGAUCUAUCCAGCAUCUGUAAAGCCGCCGUGCACGACGGGAAGAUUGCGGACGUCAGAGGAGGCCAGGUUGUUGUGGUAAGACAGCCGGCUAGCACCAGCUUCACAGGAUCACUGCAAAACGGAGUUACGUCGAAAUCACACACUCAUGAAGACGGCGGUUUCUCUUGGUCGUUCUCCUUCAGGAAAGUUUUUGAAACACCGAUUAUGUGUCCCGAUCCUCCAACGUACGAAGAUGCGCACGUGUACUCUGGGUCUUCACCCUACUUCUACGGAGACCAGGUGUCGUACGUCUGUGACGGUGACACGACGGACAACCCGGAGACUGGGGAGGGACCGUUCGUUCUAGUGUGUGGACUGAAUGGGACCUGGAAGGGGGACAAACCGUUAUGUACAGAUAACGGCCAACCCUCACCAUCAACCAAAACGUCUGUCGGGACUAUUGUCGGAGUUGUCAUUGCUGUAUUUGUCGUCCUCAUCGUUGUGUUAACUGCAGCCAUCAUCAUAACCAGACGAAGGUAA
This is a messenger RNA of Branchiostoma belcheri (Belcher's lancelet), 809 nucleotides long. RefSeq names its product vitrin-like. The transcript has 8 exons. Bases 90 to 809 code for a protein of 239 amino acids. The record is from RefSeq and is a predicted model, not a curated record. Lineage: Eukaryota; Metazoa; Chordata; Leptocardii; Amphioxiformes; Branchiostomatidae.